Molecule: messenger RNA, 2886 nt
Organism: Cotesia glomerata
Lineage: Eukaryota; Metazoa; Arthropoda; Insecta; Hymenoptera; Braconidae
Gene: fat-spondin
Product: spondin-1
Exons: 7
Coding region: 150-2429 (759 amino acids)
Biological process (GO): cell adhesion
Cellular component (GO): extracellular matrix
Molecular function (GO): serine-type endopeptidase inhibitor activity
Source: RefSeq, a predicted model, not a curated record
CCCACGUGACUGAUAAUUCACGAAGAAGCAAGCUUAUGCUCCAGUCUGUCGUCUUCUUUCAUCAGACUUCGACGCUGCUAACUCUGAGAAUAAAUAACAAAGUUACUUAAUUAUCAACAAACCAAAGCAGCUUUAAAGUUUCUAGCAAAAUGUCUCGGAUAUUAAUUUCGGUAUUGUUAUUGUUACCUUGCUUUGUUAAUUUUAUAAGCGCAUCCUGUCUGCUGCAACCAGCUCCAUUUAUCACGACCUCACCUCGCACUCCUGGAGAUGGCGGCUUCAAGAUAUUAUUAAGUGGAAACAAUUCCAAGUAUAUUCCUAAUACUAUUUAUUCUGUCAGCAUUCGAAGUGAUCCAGCUCUGCUGUUAACAAAUCCGACAGCAAACAUCCCAUCGUUUUCCCGCUUCCGGCUGAUAGUAGACUCCCAGCACUCUCCAAACAGCCCGGUAUCAAAAGUCGGUUCAUUUCAGCUCUACCCGGACGGCUUAACGUCAUUCGACGAGGACUGUAUUAACACAGUAAUCGAGUCUGUCGAUUACCCGAAGUCGGAGGUCCAGGUGAUGUGGAGAUCGCCUCCAGUGGGCUCGGGGUGUGUCAUUUUUACAGCGAUGGUGAUGACAAGUCCCUCUGUUUGGCACGCCGCGGAUGGAAAACUGGUCAAGCAUUUCUGCGAAGCAAGUAGUGAUGACAUUACUAGCUCCGACGACCAACUUUGCUGUGCUUGUGAUGAGGCCAAGUAUUCUCUAAUCAUGGAGGGAAUUUGGUCGAAAACAACGCAUCCCAAGGACUUCCCCUUCUCGGCUUGGCUGACGCACUUUAGUGACCUAAUUGGAGCUUCUCACGAGCCUUCUUUUUCAUUCUGGGGAGCUGAUCACAUCGCAACCGACGGAUUUCGGCAAUUGGCCGAGUGGGGCUCAGCUUCUGGAUUGGAGGCUGAGUUGAGGGCCAAGUCCCAGUAUUUGAGGACUCUGGUUAAAGCUGCGGGGCUUUGGUACCCAAAUGUCAAUACCAAUACUACCACCAGUUUUCGGGUUGACAAAAAACACCCGUUGUUGUCAGUCACUUCGAUGCUGGGACCAAGUCCUGACUGGGUGGUAGGAGUAAGUAAGUUGAACCUCUGCGAGCGCGACUGCAGCUGGAAAAAAAGUCUCAUUAUAGACUUGUACCCCUGGGACGCGGGAACAGACAACGGAAUCACCUAUAUGUCACCCAAUUCCGAGACGAAACCCAGGGAGAAGAUGAAGCCUAUCACAACCUUAUACCCAGAGGAUCCCAGAAGCCCGUUUUAUGACGCGACCGGAAAACCAAUGCGGCCCCUUGCUAGAUUAUACAUCAAUAGGGAGAAAAUAAUUGAACGGGGGUGUGAUGAAAAACUCAAGGAACAGAUUGCUGAGUUUGAAGUCGCUGAGAAUACCGAAGACACUUCGCGACCUGAAUGCGCUACGACGGAAUACUCUGCAUGGUCUUCUUGUUCAGUAACUUGCGGUAAAGGGCUGAGGAUGCGGACGCGCUCGUACUUAAUGCCAGAAAAAGCUCAAAUGUUUAAUUGUAAUAGACAAUUAGUUUCUAAAGAAAUGUGUGUUGCUAGUGUUCCAGAGUGUUCCGACGAAGAAGACGAUAAUGAGAACGACAACCUAGCGGGAGUAGACCCAGUCUUUUGCGAAGUAACUGAUUGGUCCGAAUGGUCAGAAUGUUCAUCUACCUGCGGGAUAGGCUUCAGAAUGAAGACCCGGAAGUUCCUCAACAAAAUGGGCCGCAAGAAGUGCCCGCUUGUGCCGGUAGUUGACAAGGAAAAAUGUAUGGGUCCACCAUGUCCUUCUGGAAGCGAACUAAUCGACCCAACGUGUCCAGUCACAGAUUGGUCGGACUGGUCCCCCUGCAGCGCUAGUUGCGGCAAGGGAGUCAAAAUUAGAACGCGACUCCUGAUGGUCGACCCCUCGCGCCAAGAAGAGUGUUCUGCUAAAGUGGAGCACAUCCAGCAGCGCUCUUGUCUGGUCCAGGCUGAUUGUACCUUCGACAUGGCCACCGCGAAGGUCGUUUGCAUGGAAGAAGCCGAUGUUGGUCCUUGUCGCGGAUAUUUCCAGCGCUGGGCUUUCGAUCCUAAGAAACUCACUUGUAUGUCUUUUGGCUACGGAGGCUGUCGCGGAAAUCGCAACAAUUUCUUGACUUUUGAAGAGUGCUCAAGCACUUGUGGAAUUGUCAAAGCUGCACUGACUGGCCAGGAACCUUCUGGGCAGUCUGUCAAUUCUCAGCCUCCGCCGAUUGAUUGUAUGGUUUCUGAGUGGUCACCAUGGUCGCCUUGUAGUGUUACCUGUGGGUCUGGAAAAUUAACGAGCUUUAGAAUGAUAAAGCGACAACCAGAAAAUGGCGGGCGUCCUUGCCCAAGAAAGCUCAAUCGGCGCGCAAGAUGUCAGCUUGCUCCUUGUGAAUAAUUAUUAAUUAAUAACUAAAAUUACAAAUCUCUUGUCAAAUACUUAAGAAAAAAAAAUACUUAAUUUUCCACAAAAUAAAUAAGCCAUAAUUACUUUUAAAUAGUUAAUAAUAAUUUUUUAUUGUAAUAAUAAUAAUUACAAUUCUUUAUGAUAUUAAUAUAAUAAAACGCGACAAUCUGCGGUUCGACAUUGUGCGUUAGUUUGUAUUUUUUUUAGAUAACUAAUUUUAAUCUCUAAUUGGAAUACAAUUAAUAUACCUGGCGGUUCUUGGUCGCGACGACAACGUCUCACCCACCAGGCUUAAAUAAGUAUCUGUUAUUAAUAAUUUUAUUUCUAUUUAAAUGAUUUUUCAACAAUUCUUACAUCAUCGUCUAACUCGUUCUACUCGACGUUAAUCUAGUAAUCGACAAUUAUUUUCUUCGGUGAUUUUUAAUAAUAAACAAAAAAUUAAUUAUAA